Molecule: messenger RNA, 5560 nt
Organism: Pogoniulus pusillus (Red-fronted tinkerbird)
Lineage: Eukaryota; Metazoa; Chordata; Aves; Piciformes; Lybiidae
Gene: ZNF521
Product: zinc finger protein 521
Exons: 7
Coding region: 1027-4302 (1091 amino acids)
Biological process (GO): regulation of transcription by RNA polymerase II
Cellular component (GO): nucleus; chromosome
Molecular function (GO): chromatin insulator sequence binding; RNA polymerase II transcription regulatory region sequence-specific DNA binding; DNA-binding transcription factor activity, RNA polymerase II-specific
Source: RefSeq, a predicted model, not a curated record
AUAGCCGCCCUCGCCGCUAACAAGCCCCAAAGCAAAGCCGGGUGUGGGUGCUGGUGGUGGUGGUGGGAGAGACCCCGAGCAGAAACGGCCGGUGCGAACCCAAAACUCUGGGCGCUGGGCAAAGUUGCGGUCGGGAGCGGCGGUGACAGCCCGCUGCGGCAGCCCCGGGGCCCGGGUCCGCCUCCCUGCCUCCAUCCAUCCCUCCCUCCCUCCCUUCCUCCGCGGGCGCGGAGCCGCAGCCUCCCCGCCAACAGCUGGGCUUUUUUAAUAAAUCAUAACAAUAACACACACGCAGGGGGGAAAAAAAAAAAAGAAAAAAAAAGAAAAAAGAAAAGUUGCGGGAUUGCCCCUUCCCGGCUCGGCCCUCGGUGCUCGGCGGUCCCGGCGGGCGAGGCGAAGUUUGGGGACCCUAACUGUAAACUAGAAGACAAGGUAGAAGAUGGAGAUGUUCUAGACUGUAAGAAGAGGCCAGAUGAAGGGGAGGAGUUAGAAGAAGAAGUGGUGCACAGCUGUGACAGCUGCCUCCAGGUGUUUGAGUCACUGAGUGAUAUCACCGAGCACAAGAUUAAUCAAUGUCAGCUGACAGAUGGAGUGGAUGUUGAGGAUGACCCCUCUUGCUCAUGGCCAGCAUCAUCGCCAUCUAGCAAGGACCAGACUUCCCCCAGCCAUGGAGAAGGCUGUGAUUUUGGCGAAGAGGAAGGAGGCCCAGGGUUGCCCUAUCCGUGCCAGUUCUGUGACAAGUCCUUCAGCCGCCUCAGCUACUUAAAGCACCACGAGCAGAGCCACAGCGACAAGCUGCCCUUCAAAUGCACCUAUUGUAGCCGCCUCUUCAAACACAAGCGCAGCAGGGACCGCCACAUCAAGCUGCACACGGGGGACAAGAAGUACCACUGCAGCGAGUGCGACGCCGCCUUCUCCAGGAGCGACCACCUCAAAAUCCACCUGAAGACUCACACGUCCAACAAGCCAUACAAGUGCGCCAUUUGCCGGAGGGGCUUCCUGUCCUCCAGCUCCCUGCACGGCCACAUGCAGGUGCACGAGAGGAACAAGGAUGGUUCCCAGUCGGCUUCCCGGAUGGAGGACUGGAAAAUGAAGGACACUCAGAAGUGCAGUCAGUGCGAAGAAGGCUUUGAUUUUCCGGAAGACCUUCAGAAGCACAUUGCGGAAUGUCACCCCGAGUGCUCCCCUAACGAGGACAGGUCUGCUCUGCAGUGUGUGUACUGCCACGAACUCUUUGUGGAGGAAACCUCUCUGGUGAAUCACAUGGAGCAGGCUCACACCGGGGAGAAGAAGAACUCGUGCAGCAUUUGCUCGGAGAACUUCCACACCGUGGAGGAGCUGUACAGCCACAUGGACAGUCACCAGCAGCCGGAGUCGUGCAACCACAGCAACAGCCCCUCUUUGGUAACUGUGGGCUACACCUCGGUUUCCAGCACCACUCCGGAUUCCAACCUCUCGGUGGAUAGUUCGACGAUGGUGGAAGCAGCUCCUCCUAUCCCGAAAGGCCGCGGCAGGAAGCGGGCAGCUCAGCAGGUGCCGGAUAUCACUGGCCCUUCCAGCAAGCAGGCGAAGGUUACCUACAGCUGCAUUUAUUGCAACAAGCAGCUGUUUUCCAGCCUUGCAGUUUUGCAGAUACACCUGAAAACUAUGCAUUUAGAUAAGCCCGAGCAGGCUCACAUCUGUCAGUACUGUCUGGAGGUGUUGCCAUCUCUCUACAACCUGAAUGAACACCUUAAGCAAGUCCAUGAAGCUCCAGACCCAGCACUGAUCGUUUCUACCAUGCCUGCCAUGGUGUACCAGUGCAACUUCUGCUCCGAGGUGUUCAAUGACCUCAACACCCUUCAGGAGCACAUCCGAUGUUCUCAUGGAUUUGCCAACCCUGCUGCUAAGGACAGUAAUGCAUUCUUUUGUCCCCAUUGCUACAUGGGGUUUCUUACAGAUUCUUCUCUGGAAGAGCAUAUUAGACAAGUCCAUUGUGACCUUAGCAGUUCCCGUUUUGGUUCCCCUGUGCUUGGAACCCCAAAAGAUCCAGUGGUGGAAGUGUAUUCUUGUUCUUACUGUACAAACUCUCCAAUAUUUAAUAGUGUUCUUAAACUGAACAAGCAUAUCAAGGAGAACCAUAAGAACAUUCCUUUGGCACUGAAUUACAUCCACAAUGGAAAAAAAUCCAGAGCCAUGAGUCCCUUGUCUCCUGUGACCAUUGAGCAGACCUCUUUAAAGAUGAUGCAGGCAGUCGGAGGUGCUCCUCCCCGUCCUGCAGGUGAAUAUAUUUGCAAUCAGUGUGGUGCUAAGUAUACUUCCUUGGAUGGCUUUCAGACUCACUUAAAAACACACCUUGACACUGUCCUGCCAAAACUGACCUGCCCUCAGUGCAACAAGGAGUUUCCCAAUCAGGAGUCUCUGCUGAAGCACGUCACCAUUCACUUCAUGAUCACCUCAACCUACUACAUCUGUGAAAGCUGUGACAAGCAGUUCACUUCUGUGGAUGACCUGCAGAAACACCUGCUGGACAUGCACACCUUCGUGUUCUUCCGCUGCACCUUGUGCCAAGAGGUUUUUGACUCCAAGGUCUCCAUUCAGCUCCACCUGGCCGUGAAGCACAGCAACGAGAAGAAGGUGUACAGGUGUACGUCCUGCAACUGGGAUUUCCGCAACGAGACCGACCUGCAGCUGCACGUGAAGCACAACCACCUGGAGAACCAAGGCAAAGUGCACAAGUGCAUCUUCUGCGGCGAGUCCUUCGGCACGGAGGUGGAGCUGCAGUGCCACAUUACUACGCACAGCAAGAAGUACAACUGCAAGUUCUGCAGCAAAGCUUUCCACGCCAUCAUCCUGCUGGAGAAGCACUUAAGGGAAAAGCAUUGCGUUUUUGAAACGAAACCUCCCAACUGCGGAACCAACGGAGCCUCGGAGCAGGUCCAGAAGGAGGAGGUGGAACUCCAGACCUUGCUGACAAAUAGCCAGGAGUCCCAUAACAGCCACGAUGGCAGCGAAGAAGAUGUGGACACAUCUGAGCCUAUGUACGGCUGCGACAUUUGUGGAGCGGCUUACACCAUGGAGACUCUCCUGCAAAACCACCAGCUCCGAGACCACAACAUUCGGCCUGGAGAAAGCGCCAUAGUGAAGAAGAAGGCUGAGCUGAUUAAAGGCAAUUACAAGUGCAACGUGUGCUCCAGAACCUUCUUCUCCGAAAACGGGCUGCGGGAACACAUGCAGACGCACUUGGGACCAGUGAAACACUACAUGUGCCCUAUCUGUGGGGAGAGGUUUCCGUCCCUCCUGACUCUGACUGAGCAUAAGGUGACUCACAGCAAGAGUCUGGACACUGGCAACUGCCGCAUUUGCAAGAUGCCCCUCCAGAGCGAGGAGGAGUUUCUAGAGCAUUGCCAAAUGCACCCCGACUUGAGGAACUCCUUGACGGGGUUCCGCUGCGUGGUGUGCAUGCAGACGGUGACCUCCACGCUGGAACUGAAAAUCCAUGGCACAUUCCACAUGCAGAAAACUGGAAAUGGUUCUGCCGUGCAGGCCACGGGGCGGGCGCAGCACCUGCAGAAACUGUACAAGUGCGCUUCUUGCCUGAAGGAAUUCCGCUCCAAACAGGACUUAGUGAAACUCGAUAUCAACGGGCUGCCGUACGGGCUGUGUGCUAGCUGUGUUAAUCUCAGUAAAAGUGGUAGUCCCAGUGUCAACAUCCCUUCGAGCAGUAACAGACCAGGCAUGGGCCCAAAUGAGAACUUGAGUUCCAUUGAGAGCAAAAGCAAGGCAGGGGGACUGAAGACUCGAUGUACGAGUUGCAAUGUUAAGUUUGAAUCAGAAAGUGAACUCCAAAACCAUAUUCAGGCAAUCCACAGAGAGCUUGUUCCAGACAGCAACAGUACACAGCUGAAAACACCACAAGUAUCUCCAAUGCCCAGAAUCAGCCCCUCCCAAACUGAAGAGAAGAAGACCUACCAGUGCAUCAAAUGUCAGAUGGUUUUCUACAAUGAAUGGGAUAUCCAAGUUCAUGUUGCAAACCACAUGAUUGAUGAAGGACUGAACCAUGAAUGCAAGCUCUGCAAUCAGACGUUCGACUCUCCUGCCAAACUUCAGUGCCACCUGAUAGAGCACAGCUUUGAAGGCAUGGGGGGCACCUUCAAGUGUCCAGUGUGCUUUACAGUGUUUGUCCAAGCAAACAAGCUGCAGCAGCAUAUUUUCUCAGCCCAUGGACAAGAGGACAAGAUCUAUGACUGCACACAGUGUCCACAGAAGUUCUUCUUCCAAACAGAGCUGCAGAACCAUACGAUGACCCAGCACAGCAGUUAGUGCAAAGCUUGUCUCUUCCAGAGAACUCUUGGUGGCACAGAAGGACAAAAAAGCGAAACCCAACAACCAACGACGACGACUUUAAAAGCAAACAAACAACAACAAAAAAAAGACAAAAACAAAACAAAAAAAAAAGCAACAAAAAAAAAAAAAAGGGAACACAUUUUACUCUUUGCACGAAACUUUCAUUGUUUUAAUGUAUAUUCUUCAGAAACAUUGUAUUGUACCAUAAAAAAAACAAAACAAACAAACCAACCCUUGUAUUAUGGAAACUGUUGGAUGUUCAUGUGUUUGAACUUUUGAGCACCGGAUAGACUUCCUGUAUAUAAAGUGUUGCACAUGUAUUAUGUUGUCUGAUAACUAAAAUGGUCUUAUAAAGACAAGUGGACUUGGGCCCUAUUCAAGAAAGAUCCAAAUAAUAAUAAUAAUAACACUAAUAAUAAUAAUGAUGAUGAUGAUGAUGAUGAUGAUGAUGCGUGAGGGGAGAAAAUAAAACCAAACCGACAACCAACCAACCAAACAAAAAUAAAACCAACCAACCAAACUUUGAGACCUUUUGAAGGAGGAAGGAGAAAGUAAUAACUUGUCCAUUACAGGAGGAAGGAGAAGGUAAUAUUUGUUCCAUCACAGCUCUGUUAGGACUUCCUUUCGUUUCGACUUCCAGCCUUGGAAAUCUCUCUCUUUUUGUUUGGGUAUCCAGGCGGAUGAAAUCUAAGACUUAUUUUUUAUCGUUGAAGAUUCUUGCAAAAAAAUAAAAUAAAUAGAGGAAAAAAAAAUGAAAAAAAAAAAAAAAAAAGAAGAAGAAGAUGAUGAAGGAAAAAAGAAAUAUGAAGAGACUCUUUCUGACAGAGCAGGAAUCCCCCCAGUUGAAUAAGGCCCGUAUAUAUAUUUGUAAGCCUUGCGAUAUGACAGAUAGCAUUACCAUAUAUGCAAUAGUUGUUAUGUAGAUUGUCAAAGGAUCUCCUUCUGUUUAUUUUUAUUGGUUUCUUUUGUUUUCCUUUUUGUUUUUUUGGAGGAAGGGGUGGGGGGGCUGUUGUUGUUUUAUUUUGGUUCCUUUGGUUUUGUUUUUUUUUAUCCUGGAUACCCGUUUGAAGCUUUGAGUGUUCCAAGACUUUUUCCUUACUGAUUUCUCAAUGGCCAAAUUCUUGACUCGGUUGAACUAACCUGUAUGUUACUGUUAUUAAUGUUUACUCUGCGGUCUGAACCUGGAGAUUACUGGAAUUGUUUUCCAAAAGGAAAUAAAUUCAGUUUACCAUUA